Messenger RNA from Iphiclides podalirius (scarce swallowtail), 312 nucleotides. Lineage: Eukaryota; Metazoa; Arthropoda; Insecta; Lepidoptera; Papilionidae. The record is from the annotation of a GenBank genome assembly.
AUGGUAUGGAGGUAUCCAAGAGAAUUUACCGAGACCUUGACUUUGAGUACGAAGUUUCCAUUUAAAAUCAACUGUGACGAUGGGUUUGCUCGCGGCAAUCGUUGUGAACACCGUAGGGGCCGCCGUCAUUUACGGGACGGGGGGCCUAGGAGCCGCGUGGGUGGCGCCGAUGCUGGGCUUCAGCAGCGGCGGCAUCGUUGCCGGCAGCACCGCCGCCGCCGCCCAGGCAUACUACGGCAACGUGGCGGCGGGCAGCGUCGUUUCUCAGCUAACCGCGAUUGCUAUGGCGUCACCAACUCCAUAAAUAGAUAC